AUGGCGGAGCAGUCGCUGCAGGGGAUAAAGAGGGUGGUGGACGAGGGCGCACACUAUGAGGCGCAGCAGAUGUACAAGACCGUGCACCACAGGUACCACACGAAGGGGAUGCUGGAGGACAGCUACAAGAUACUCGAGGAGGGCGCUGUCCUGCAGCUUGCCACAGGCCAUCUGACAUGUGGUGUGGAGCUGGGCCUGAUGCUGAUCGAGGCCUAUGAGAAAGAUGAAGUCGGGCUGACAGAGGAGGCAUGCAGGAGAGUGGACCACAUGCUGGAUGGCCUACCAGAACCUCCUACCUGCAGCAGUGAAGGAAGCAUCGAUGGCAACUGCAAGGGGACUGAGGGCUCAAAGGUGGAUGAGGCUCUCAGGCUGUUGACGGCAGCCAUCAAAUGGGGACACAAGCAAGGCGCAGGGGCGUGGGAACGGCGGCUGCACGACCGUGCAGCACGCUUCGUCUGGGGAUGGCAGGGAUGGAGCAGAUUGGCACUCGUCUCUGCCCAUUAUGCCCAGGGCAGCGAUUGGCAGGGAUUUGCAAGCGCUUUGGCCACCUGCGCCCGAAUGGGAGAACCCUGCGAGGAGGACUUGUUUGUGGCCCGGGCGGUGCUCCAGGUAUUGGCCUGGGCCCGUGUGGACCAGUUGGCUGACAGGGUGAGCAGCGCACAGAGCCUGCUGACAGAGUACCAAGAGGACAGGCUGUUGCCAGAGACGCCACUCAUGCACUGCAUGCAGCUGAUGAUCCAGGCACUGAACAAGAACUCCGCCACGCUGUUUCAGAUGCUUCUGAACAAAUACGAUGCCAGCCUUUCUCGCGACCCUUCCCUGAGUCAUUUGCUACAGAAAGUCGAGCAGGUGUUCUUCGGUGCGCAGCAGACCAACGGCUUCGGCGGCAUGCUUGGCGGUCUGAUGCAGAUGCUGGCUGGCGGGGCCCCAUGCAGCUAG
Messenger RNA from Ostreobium quekettii, 939 nucleotides. Lineage: Eukaryota; Viridiplantae; Chlorophyta; Ulvophyceae; Bryopsidales; Ostreobiaceae. The record is from the annotation of a GenBank genome assembly.